Penicillium mononematosum is the source of this 1617-nucleotide messenger RNA. RefSeq lists its product as uncharacterized. The record is from RefSeq and is a predicted model, not a curated record. The coding region runs from base 1 to 1617 and encodes 538 amino acids. Lineage: Eukaryota; Fungi; Ascomycota; Eurotiomycetes; Eurotiales; Aspergillaceae. The transcript is spliced from 3 exons.
AUGCCAUUGCUUGAUGCUAUCGAAGCUUCACUCGCUGAGAUGAAAGAAUUACUGAAAUCUCACCUUCUCGGCAAUGACCGGUCUAUGACAAGAGACCCUGCCAAUGAAAUGCGAGCCAUGGGCAGUAAUUUAAACCCAGCAAAAGAUAUUAACGAUAGCAAAGCCAAAGCCACUAUGCACGUGCCCUCAGAGACAGAUAUAUCGGCAACCACCGACAUCCAACCAGCACCGAUCACAGUCGUCCGCCACGUUGGAAGUCUAAUCACCGAGCCCGUAAUAACCGGGGAAAACGACACGCUCCGGGGCCAUAUGACCGAAAUGGGCUUGGACUCGGACAACUUCGCCAGUGUUCUUCAGCACGGCUUCGAGCAGAUAACCUCAUGGUACCCACUUCCACAUGGAACCCUGGCGGUUCUCAAACAGGAGCAUCCUCUGCUCUUCGCCAUAUGUCUUCUAGCAGGUAUGCGAGCAACGGCCGGUCUAAACCGCACCAACUUGCACAUAACCCUUCAUACAUUGGUCAAGACCCACUUGGGCAAGAAGACUCUAGAUACGCCCAUCGAUCUCUCCACCAUACACGCCAUGCUUAUCUUCAGCGCCUGGAGCUUUGGGCCUCUCGUGCCAGGUGGUAGGUAUAUUGAUAGCUGGCUGAUGAGCAGCACGACCAUUACCCACUGCAUGCUCAGCUUUCCUCUAUCUGAGCUUGUGUCUCUGGUGGGCUUGCACGAUAAAACGAGUCGGAACAUGUGCAGGAUGUGGAUUCAGGCGUCGCUGGUGCAUCUGAAGUACGUACCCUUCGAAGUUACAGUGAUAAACCCCGUGAGACACGUGAAGAUCACAGCUGACUGGGUUUCAAGAUACGCAAUUGGCACCGGUCGGCCCUCAGUGGUUCCAUGCGAACGUCUUCAUCCGUGGACGGAAGUUGUCAAGUAUCCCGGGUUUGAAACGUUCGACCACAUCAUUGCAGCAGAGCUCAAGCUCUACAUUCACCUGUACGAAGCCAUCUAUCACACCGUCAGUUCAGUGUCAGAGGCUUGGGAGAUGGUCAAUGGAUGGGGACGCAAAUAUCUUGGAGAAGGCAACAGUAUCCUAAGAUGGGCGCACUGUUGUGCAUCACUCAUUUUAUCUCGAUGGGAACUAGCAAAGCAGAAUAAGUCCACGCCUCCCGACGCUCUGAUGCGCAAUGAGCGUAUCAACGGGCUGACCGAAACGGUCAUUCGUCAUGCUCAGCUGGUACUGAGAGAGAUCCUUGUCCUCUGUACCUCUGAUACUGCGUUUGUUAGACCAACAUACGACUACCUGCUUACCGCAUAUGCGGGCGUGACUCUAGCAGAGUACUGCGCGAGCAUAUCAGAUGUGCACGCGACAUAUACGUUGAUGGAAGAUGUUCGGACGCAGGCUAGGAUCCCCAAGAGCAUCGAGGGAGUAUUUAGCUGGGCGACGAAUGUCGUGCAGAAGAAGGCAAAGGAUCUGUUGGAUUCGAAAGUGGCAGUAGUUCCCGAUGACACCUUUUAUACAUAUGCAGGGCCGGUCGCAGACUGGGCGCCGUUUCGGUUUAUCGACUCGAUGCCUGCUUCUGAAUGGGACGGGAUGAAUGGCUCUAUGCAACAAUUUUGA